GAAUGUUGCUUCGCAGUUGCGCACUAGGCUCCAUCGGUGACGGAUGUCAGUAUCUACGAUAGUGGUUUUAUAAAACAAAUUGUGCAGUAUUGAAAUAAUAAUGGAAGGAAAACACGAUAUGUUUACAAAAGUGUGUGAUAGAAAGGACAUAGUGGACUUUGUGAAGGAAGUUGAGAAACAUCCGUGUUUAUACAACAAAACUUUACCGGAAUAUGCAAAUAAAGUGCAUAAUCGUCGAGCAUGGGCGAUUAUAGCGAAGAAGGCGAAUACAUCAAUACCAGACUGUCGCGACAAAUGGAGGAAGAUAAGGAUUUCUUUCAUGAGGUCUCUAAAGCAGCAGAUCAGCGACAAACCACCAAUGAGACCUUACUACCUAACAGAUGAACUGCAUUUCCUAUACCCAUUCUUAAACAUAAAGGUUAAGACUAAUGAAUCGCCUAAACCCGACGAAGGCAAUGAAAAAAUGCAGCUUGAAAACACAUCUGCAGAAAAACAGGACAAUUCUGACAGCGAUUGUUCCAAUUACGAAGAUCCAAUGAAACAGAAUGCAGAAAUGAAUAGAGUAUCUAUGAAUCACAACACAAUGCCAAUGAUCACAAAUAUUAGAACAGAGGAGUCUAUGGAGCCGAAUAAGUACAGUGGAAUUGUAAAUUACAAUUAUAUUGAGGGGAAACCCCGUAAAAUGUUUUUGCUCUCAAUGUUGCCAGAUGUGGAAGCUUUGACUGAACCUGAAAUGAGAAUAUUUAGGCGUGAAGUAAUAUCGGUAAUAGACAAAAUAAUACGUAGUCGUAAUAUACGAAAUUAAUUUUUUUUUACUAUUUAUUUAAAAAAAUUUUUUUGGCGACCGUGAUUGGUUGUCUGUGAUAAAUCUUGGACUCGAUUAUCGAGUCGGAAGUUAUUAAUCGGGAUAUUCGGUAAAGAAAUCCUUGCAUACCACUUGGUAUUGAAAUUGUAAUCACCUUUUGUAGCGGUGAAAGAAAAAAAAAAACAAUUAAACCUGAUUGUAAGAUCUCUGUUUAGCCCUUUAGGUAUACAAAAACGGGCGUGAUGAUGUGACGUAGAAUAUAAUUUGAUUGUGAAGUUCCAUUUUUAUUGUUUUUGUUUUUAAAUUAAAAAGUAAACAUUCUACAAUAAAUAAAAAUAAAAAAUUUGGCAAAAUAA
Molecule: messenger RNA, 1161 nt
Organism: Spodoptera frugiperda (fall armyworm)
Lineage: Eukaryota; Metazoa; Arthropoda; Insecta; Lepidoptera; Noctuidae
Exons: 2
Coding region: 101-805 (234 amino acids)
Biological process (GO): regulation of transcription by RNA polymerase II
Cellular component (GO): nucleus; transcription regulator complex
Source: RefSeq, a predicted model, not a curated record